Molecule: messenger RNA, 1212 nt
Organism: Triticum urartu
Lineage: Eukaryota; Viridiplantae; Streptophyta; Magnoliopsida; Poales; Poaceae
Source: RefSeq, a predicted model, not a curated record
UUCUUGAUCAUAAGACUUGAUAUUUUUUAUAUCGUUGUGUGGUAUCUUCUGAUUUUAGUUUGAAUACCUUGUAAUUUGAUUCUAUCAUUGCAUGGUAAUAUUAGACUAUAUUUCGAAUAUUCGAGUGUUGCUCUGGUUUGUAAUUAUUGAUUUGUGUUGGCUUGCGAUAAUUAGGCAAGGGUUCAAAUUUAGUACAAGCAACUCGUGAUGGACAAGAGUUGGAUGGAUCAUGCUAGGCAUACAAAAACGUAUAUUGAAGGGGUCAAACAAUUUAUACAAUUUGCAUUUACCAAUUCUGCUAGAGGGAGCAAGAUAUUAUGUCCUUGUAAAAUCUGUGUGAACUGUGCAUGGAAGGAAUCUAGUGUUGUCUAUGAGCACUUAGUAUGCGAUGGGUUCUUGGAAGGGUAUAAAAAAUGGUUGUAUCAUGGGGAGGGACCGUUAUGCCUUCCACAACGGUGCGAGACUGUCAAGUUUCAAAACGACGAGGUUGAAGAUGAGGACAUAUUUGAGGUACUUGAUGAGAUACCUGAAAUGCUUGAAGAUAUAGGACAUGAAUUUGGUGAAGUUGGGGAUGGUGGUGGGAAUGAUGGUGACCUAAGGGAGGAUGGAAGUGAUCCAAAUAUAGAGGCCUUUCACCAAUUAUUAGAUGAUGCAGGGCAACAACUUUAUCCUGGGUGCACAAGCUUCUCAAAGCUACACUUUGUAGUUAGAUUACUCCACACCAAAUUUCUUGGGGGUUGGAGUGAUAAGAGUUUUAACAUAUUGCUCGAGCUGCUUAAUAAGGCCUUUCCAGGGGACUCGCCACUUCCUAAGAACUUUCAUGAAGCAAAGAAGAUGAUAAAAUGCCUUGGACUAGGUUAUGUUAAUAUACAUGCAUGUGAGAAUGAUUGCAUAUUAUUUCGAAAGCAAUAUGCAAAUGCAGACCAAUGCCCUAUAUGCAAAACUUCUCGGUGGAAAUCUGAAAAGAAGAGCCUUGAUGGGAAACGUGUACACCAAGUACCAAGAAAGGUUCUUCGUUAUUUUCCAAUAAAGAAGAGGCUUCAGCGGCUGUUCAUAUCAAAGAAGAGUGCAACAGAUGCAAGAUGGCAUGAUGAAGGACGCAUAAGAGAUGGUUUAGUGAGGCAUCCUGCAGAUUCUCCUGCAUGGAAACAUUUUGAUGUGACACAUCCAAAAUUUGCUGAAGAUAGUCGCAACAUGUCUAUUUCAGCCUGA